This is a messenger RNA of Micropterus dolomieu (smallmouth bass), 2101 nucleotides long. Its product is annotated as eukaryotic initiation factor 4A-I-like. Gene Ontology annotation, cellular component: cytoplasmic stress granule. The transcript has 11 exons. Gene Ontology annotation, biological process: cytoplasmic translational initiation. Gene Ontology annotation, molecular function: translation initiation factor activity; ATP binding; RNA helicase activity. The coding region runs from base 92 to 1306 and encodes 404 amino acids. The record is from RefSeq and is a predicted model, not a curated record. NCBI's taxonomy places the organism in Eukaryota, Metazoa, Chordata, Actinopteri, Centrarchiformes, Centrarchidae.
AAAUGACGGCGUUCUGUUGCAAUGAGAAAGCCUCUUUGUGUGUUGUCAACGUAUAUAAGACAUUUCUGCCGCAGUUUCUUUCUUUGGAAUAAUGUCGGCUGAAUAUGAUAAUAGAGACAAUGGCCCAGAGGGCAUGGAGCCAGAUGGGAUCAUUGAGAGCAACUGGAAUCAGAUCGUGGACAGUUUUGAUGAGAUGAGCUUGCGCGAGACUCUGCUCAGAGGAAUUUAUGCAUAUGGUUUUGAGAAGCCUUCCGCGAUCCAGCAGAGAGCCAUUGUCCCUUGCAUCAAGGGUUACGAUGUGAUUGCUCAGGCACAGUCUGGCACUGGGAAGACUGCCACCUUUGCCAUUUCCAUCCUCCAGCAGAUUGAUGUGGAACUGAAGGACACCCAGGCUCUGGUCCUGGCUCCCACAAGGGAGCUGGCUCAGCAGAUCCAGAAGGUGGUGCUGGCCCUGGGUGACUACAUGGGUGCCAGCUGCUAUGCCUGUAUUGGCGGAACCAGCAUUCGCAGUGAAGUCCAGAAGCUGCAGGCUGAAGCCCCACACAUCGUGGUGGGAACCCCUGGCCGCGUCUUCGACAUGCUGACUCGCAAGAACCUCUCUUCUAAGCACAUCAAAAUGUUUGUGCUGGAUGAGGCCGACGAGAUGCUUAGUCGAGGGUUCAAGGACCAGAUCUACGAGAUCUUCUUGAAACUGUCGAGCAGCACGCAGGUUGUCCUCCUCUCGGCCACCAUGCCAGCUGAUGUUUUGGAGGUCACAAAGAAGUUCAUGCGUGAACCUGUCCGAAUCCUGGUGAAGAAGGAGGAGCUGACCCUUGAGGGCAUCCGCCAGUUCUACAUCAAUGUGGAGAAAGAGGAGUGGAAGCUGGACACGCUGUGUGACUUGUAUGAAACCCUGACAAUCACACAAGCUGUCAUCUUCAUCAACACGAGGAGGAAAGUGGACUGGCUCACUGAGAAGAUGCACGCCAGAGAUUUCACCGUGUCUGCUCUGCAUGGUGACAUGGACCAGAAAGAGAGAGACUUGAUCAUGAGGGAGUUCCGCUCUGGCUCCAGUCGAGUCCUCAUUACCACUGACCUGCUGGCCAGAGGUAUUGAUGUCCAGCAGGUGUCCCUGGUCAUCAACUAUGACCUGCCGACCAACAGGGAGAACUACAUCCACAGGAUUGGUCGGGGUGGUCGUUUCGGAAGGAAAGGAGUAGCCAUCAACAUGGUGACUGAGGAUGACAAGCGAACCCUGAGGGACAUUGAGACGUUCUACAACACCACCGUUGAGGAGAUGCCCAUGAAUGUGGCCGAUCUUAUCUAGAAGAAUCCACACGCCCUUCGUCCACACCCACCCCGCCUAUUUUAGAAGUCAAACGUUGUUUCUUAUACAAUCUGAAUUCUAAGAACUUCCUUUUGCUAAAUUCCACCCUGACUUUACCCUCUACACUCUAAGGGAAGGAAGAAUGCAGCCAUUAUUCCUUCCUAACCUUUGUAAAUUUUUUUUUUGCCGUCUUGGAAGGAUGAGUUACUGACUGCCUCAUCAGCUUGCUGUAGUCAAUUACCCACAUAUUGGCACCAAAAUUGUCCCUGCAGCUAAUCCCCCGCCCCCAAUUUAACACAUCCAUUUGAACAUUUCAGAUUGAUAUUUUGCAAACUGAGAACUUAAAACGAGUGCAUUUGUUACUGUGUCCCACAAGUGCAAAACAUGACUGCGUUUCCAAAAGCACAUUUAAAAUAAAUAUAACAUUUAAAUAAAUAGCUCUGACUGUCAGGAUAAGCUUGUCAUAAAUUAUCAACUUGGCCCGAUUGAUAAAACACAAUGCUAAUACGAUGAUUGGCGCUUUUGUGAAAUGUGGCUGUGAUUUGCACCUGCACAGCCGGUCGCCAGGUGCUGCACCGCCGGUGACUCAUAGAUGAGCGGUUUAGACUGCAGUUUAGUUUAACAUAACAAUGAUCGAAAUGAAGUGCUGCAUUUUGACCGAUCAGUAUUUAAAACAACCUUCAGUGUACUUAAAAACAGCCUUUAACACACAUCCAUGAUCAUGUUAAGAACAGCGGUUUUGGGACUAGCGUACACAGGGCAUAUUCAAUAAAAAGACCUGUAUAGUAAAAUCCA